Labrus bergylta (ballan wrasse) is the source of this 3055-nucleotide messenger RNA. RefSeq names its product ubl carboxyl-terminal hydrolase 18-like. Gene Ontology annotation, cellular component: nucleus; cytosol. The record is from RefSeq and is a predicted model, not a curated record. Gene Ontology annotation, molecular function: cysteine-type deubiquitinase activity. Lineage: Eukaryota; Metazoa; Chordata; Actinopteri; Labriformes; Labridae. Gene Ontology annotation, biological process: protein deubiquitination.
UGACGUAAUGAGUGUCCAGGUGCGCAAUGUUUCCUGGUCAUUACGAAACUCCUGUUGCUGUUUAAAUUCACACGAAGUUGCUCCUGACUCCCGCAGCUCGGUUAAGUUUCGAUUCCGACUCGGAGAAACGACGCUGCCGACCUGACGUGUAAAACGAAACUUAACCUUAAAUUGUCAACAUCACAAGAGUGUAACAUCACGGGGAUGUUCACUCCGAGGCGAUCAGAGAGAGCGUUUCGAUUAGAUCACACCUCAGUCUUUUAAAAUCAAUCAUAUCGAUUGAGUUCUCUGACCUGCUGUCAGUCUCCAGACCUUCAUGCUGUUUAUUGACCGAGUGCUGGAGUACCUUGCAAAGAUGUCUUCCUGGUUCUCCUGCAGGUAUGGUCCGAGGACCGUCCACUUCAGCAUGAGAGGCCUCAGAAACCACCAUCUGUCCUGCUGUGUGAACACUUUACUGCAGACCCUCUCUGCCACCUUGGAACUAUUGAACCUCCUGGACAAGUGGGAAUCAUCUGGUGUUCAAGCAGACGGUCAUAACGUCCCUCUGCAGCUGAAGAGAGUCCUCUCAGCCAUGAGGGGCGACGUCCCUCAUCAUGCCCCCCAUCUUGACUUCCUCCACAGCCUUGACAGAAACUGCAUCCGACUUCAUGUGCAGCAUGAUGCAGACGAGGUCUUCCUCUCCAUCCUGAACUUCAUACAACAGCAGAUGGACAACAGAGCUCUGGCUCUUGAAAUCCAGAAUCUGUACAGGAUUUCUGUGGAGGAGCACCUGCAGUGUUUGGAGUGUAACUCUGACCAGACUCAGACCAGCUUCAUGCUCAGCUUGCCGCUGCACCUCAAGGACGAUCACGAUUCUCUGGAAAGCUCCAUGGCCUCUUUCUUCGAGCAUCAGGAGCUGAGGAACAGAGAUUGCUGCUACUGUAAUAAAUGUGAAACAAAGACUCCAUCCAAAAAGGGUGUCAAACUGCUCUCCCUGCCUCGUAUCUUGCGCGUGAAUCUGAAAAGAUUUCGGAAUUAUGCCGGUACCGUCCGGAAACUUGAGGGCAGAGUUACAUUUCCAGAAACCUUUGACCUCUCUGAGGUUCUAAAAGAGGCGUUUUCCUCAGAUUUCAAUCAGAAUGACUGCAGGUACGCUUUGUAUGCAGUGGUCGUGCACUCUGGGUAUGUAAUCGGGCACUAUACAGCCUACGUUCGGCUCAACCAGCAAUGGUACUAUGCAGAUGACAGCCACGUACAACAGGUUUCUUGGGAAGAAGUAAAGACGACAUAUGGAGGACGUUACAGACAGACAGCAUACAUGUUAAUGUACAGAAGAUGUUCGGAAGCAGAAAGGCCACAACAAGCGGAGUUCUCCGGCUAAGAAGGGGGAAAUAUUAUUCUGGGAUCAUAGUGCAAUUUAGGGUGAACAUGGGAAUACAGAAUAAGCAUAGGAUUUUAAAAGCUCAUUUGUCUGAAAUAAUUAAUUGUUACUUGUACAUUGUAGAUGAAUUCAUAGUAAAUUGUUUCUGACCUCAAGAAGCUAAAUCACAAUGUAACUCAGCAUAGUAGUUUCCAGCAAACACCAGAAGGUGGCGUUGAAGACUCAAACCAGCGAUGGGUUUUCCCCCUCUCGGACCACACACACAGUGAACACACUCAAACAUACUGGGGGGUUGGUUUGAGAAGAAUGCUUAGCUUAGAAAUUCACUGUUUAAGGGGAAAUACCUGUUAUUGGACUCACUGCUUGUUAUCCUGACAACGUUUUUUUUUUAACUAAAUGAGUCACAAAUGAGGAACAAUGUAUUAAUUUAUUUCCUCAAUGCUUCCAAACAAAGAAACACUAAAAAAAGCUCCUUCAGCAUCUCACUGUAAUUUUAUGUUCUGCAUUUUCUUGCAACCUGCAAAACUCAUAAGGAGUCGAAACUUGAUUUUUUUUUUUUCACUCUCUUUUGAUGCAUUAAAAAUGAGCUCCACAUUUAUACACUCAAGGCAGUGAGUGUUUUGUAUGUUCUUGUUUUUGAAACUAUUUUGCAGUCACAGCCAGAGAGCAUAAAAGCUUGGUAUUGGCUGUCAAAAGAGCCUCUAAAGUUCCCACUCCGCUUGGCCAAGAGUCGGGGGACCGUGUGAAAUGGUGCCUAUGUGCUGCGGAGCACUGACAGAAUGGAACAUGUCUGCACAGUGCCACAGGCGGCGGGCCUCAUGCUUAGUCAUCUCGCUGCCAUGUAGCACGAAGCAGCUUUCUGCACAGGGGGGAUCGUCCUCCCACAUACAGACCAGAGACCAGGCCUGGAUGUGCUCUUUAUGUGUUUCGAUUUGAGUCAGUCGUAGAUAUGAUUGGAUAAAUAGCAUUCAUAACCUUUGCCGUGAGCGCUUAUUUAUCAAGUAGGUCUCUAUGUUGCAAUCCGUGUCUACUUGGCGUGAUUUCUAAAGUUAGUCAUGCAUAAUUCUCCCUAACAUUAUUGUGGCGCAAAUAGUGUUAAGAUUAUUCAAUUAAAGCGCUCGCUGAGACGGCAACACUCAAACAACAGCGCCUCCACCUGGUGAGGAAACGAAGGACUCUUCAUGUCAGCAAACACAUUUUAACUCGCUUAUUGAAUCCAUCCUCACUUUUAAUAUCUCAUCCUAGUACCUCACCACAAAACACAAAACACAAAAUCUCCUGCAUAGUUAACCAGGCCAGCAAAAUAAUCAGUUCAUCCCAAUCUACUGUCGCUGAACUGUAUGACCGCUCUGUGAUCAGGAGAGCCCCCCUGAUCACACAGGACCCCUCUCACCCCCUCCAGCACUCCUUCCAGAUACUGCCAUCAGGCAGACGCUACAAAGUCAAAAUCAAAUAGACCCCCUUUUUUAGGAUCUGUCCUCUUUUAAUGUCUGUACUUUGUGUUGUGUUCUUUAAAUGUGUCUUUAAUGUAAGUUGUGUUUAUUGUUUGAGUUUUGUCCAAGGAAAGUUUCUGUCACUGUUGGGAAAGACAAUAAAAAAGAAAAAGUUUAUCUAUUUAUGUAAAACAAUCCUUAUCGCCCGAUGCUGUAGUAAUCUAAUAUAUAGCUUUCAAUAAAAUAAUAACUUACAAAGACA